GCUGCUUGAAACUCCAGACAGGCUGUAUCAGUUUGUGCCGUUUCGUGAUUCUCCCUUUGCUUCGGCGGCAAUACACAUUACCAUAUGCAAAGAGCGGGCUGCCAGGUUCAACCAUAACCGUAGCGCUACUAUCCGCAUUUUCAUCCGCAACCACAGUUUGCCGUUAACGUUGUUCUGGUGUUCGUCGAUCACAUAGAAUUCACGGACAAAUUUCAUUAUAGUUCAAUAUGGCCCUGUCCGACUUCCAGACAAAGAAGCUCAUCUACUUGUACAGAACUUUUUUCGAUACUGACAACAAUGGUACCAUUGAGAAGGACGACUUUGACCUGCUUCUCAGCAAGAUCAGCAAACUCCGCGGCUGGUCAGCGGGUAGCAGCCAGUACGCGACCCUACAGCAGCGCCUAGACGGUAUUUGGAAUGAACUAAAGAAAGCCGAUGUGGAUGGUGAUGGGCAGAUUUCCGAAAAGGAAUGGCUGAAGCUGUGGUCAGAUGUCAUUUUCAACAAGUCCAACGGCCAGUGGAUUCAGUUGUAUCAGGAUUUCAUUUUUGACGCUCAGGAUACGAGCGGGGAUGGAAAUGUUGACGAAGGCGAAUUCAGUGCCUUAUUCACGUCGCUAGGUGUACCGGCGGAUCAAUGCUCCAACGCGUUCAAAACCGUGACUGCUGGUGGAUCGCCGGUUAUCACGAAGGACCUCUUCGUUAAGCGCUUCCAGGAGUUUAUUUCCUCUAGCGACGUGAGCGCGCCGGGAAAUUCUAUUUUUGGUUCGACUAAUUUUUAAAGCUAAUAAAUGCCUGAUUAGU
Paramacrobiotus metropolitanus is the source of this 801-nucleotide messenger RNA. Its product is annotated as sarcoplasmic calcium-binding proteins II, V, VI, and VII-like. NCBI's taxonomy places the organism in Eukaryota, Metazoa, Tardigrada, Eutardigrada, Parachela, Macrobiotidae. The transcript has 3 exons. The coding region runs from base 228 to 779 and encodes 183 amino acids. Gene Ontology annotation, molecular function: calcium ion binding. The record is from RefSeq and is a predicted model, not a curated record.